Messenger RNA from Bactrocera tryoni, 672 nucleotides. RefSeq lists its product as uncharacterized. Lineage: Eukaryota; Metazoa; Arthropoda; Insecta; Diptera; Tephritidae. The record is from RefSeq and is a predicted model, not a curated record. The coding region runs from base 22 to 672 and encodes 216 amino acids. The transcript has 2 exons.
ACAAAUGUUAAUAAAGUCAACAUGAGACAAAAAAAUUUAAAGGCCGAAAACAUGCUUCGGCAUCAAGAUUUGGCCAAAAAUAUGUUGCCGAAUUGUGGUCUGGGCAAAGCUGCUGCCAAUAAAUUGUGGGACUCCUUGGCGGUCCUGCUUAAUGCGACCGGUCCACCAAUGAAGGAUGCUAAGUCUUGGCGGAAAGUAUUUGCUGAUCAAAAGCACAACGUCAAAAAGAAGUUGUCUUUCAACAAAGCGUCGAAGCAGCGAACUGGUGGUGGUCCUUACGAAGAAAAGUACCUAACAACAGCAGAGGAGCAACUGCUUCAGGCUACCGGCAUGGACGUUGCGGUAGAAGGCCUGGGAGAAGUAAGAACUUUUGGCAACUCCACCCCGGAAAAAGAGCCUGUCGAAAAGCUUAUGGCAAAGCUUUUAUACAGUGACGAAGACGACGUUCCACCGAAACCCUUUACUAGUCGCAACGCAACGAAGAGGAGCAAACAGGAUGCUGCCGAUGAAAAGCUGGCCCUCAUUAAAGAAAACAUGAUCGCGUUUGUGCUACCAGCAGAGUAUAGGCGCAAAACUAGACAAGCUUAUAGCUUUGAAGGAGAGGUCGAUGGAAAUGAAAGAGGAAGCUCACGAAGCUUAUAUGGAAGUCAAAGCAAUAGAGCUGCAAAUUAA